Molecule: messenger RNA, 414 nt
Organism: Gongylonema pulchrum
Lineage: Eukaryota; Metazoa; Nematoda; Chromadorea; Rhabditida; Gongylonematidae
Source: the annotation of a GenBank genome assembly
AUGGCGACAAAAUUGGCGCUAAAUACCUAUGUACUGGAAUCGAUAUGCUAUUAUAUUGGUGGUCUUUUCGACGAAGAGCUUGUGCUUCUGGCUGAUGUUGAGGAAGCCGUAAUUCACAAGUGCGCCAGAAGGUUACUUUCCGAAGCAGUAUCGUUAACGGCCCGUGUGACUGGCCCUCGUGCCCUUGCUUCGUUCUCGGCGAAUUUCGGAGCAGUACUGGAAAAUAUGCUAGCGGCUUUACUGGUUUGCAACGCUGACCUGGAUGUGGACAGUAUGUGGCGUACUUAUGACGGACGGUUUUAUGAACGACUUUUUGGUGGCGCCGAAAAAGCCAUUUCGUUUUCGGAACCGAAACUGACUCAUUUCAUUGCGGAGCACGCACAUCCAUCACUAAAAGUAUGUUUACAGUGCUGA